AUGAGAGAAUUUAAUCCAUAUAAAAAAAGAUCAGGAAGUAUAUAGAGUAAUGAACCAGAUCUCUUAUUUCAUGUUAAUCUUAAAAGUAGAAGAAAAAGCUGUACUUGUAAUUAAUGUGGAAAAGAUAGUGAAUAUUAAAUAAGGUUUCAUGAUGUUUAGAUUUUAUAAUGGACAUAAAUAUAAAAUAAUAAUGAAUUAGAUAAUUCAACAUAAUAAGAAAUUAAAAGACUUGAACAAUUAUAAAAUAGAUUAAAAACUUGUCAAGAAGAAUUUGAAAAAUUUGAUUUAAUGUCUAAAAAAAGAAGAAAAAGUUGUUAUUGUUCUGAAUGUGGUAAUUUGACAUAAUAUGAAGUAAGAAAUUAAAAUAUACCAUUAUUCAAACCAAUUACCAUUAAAAAUUCUAAAAAUUCAAGAAAAGUCCAUUAAUUAAUAUCGAACAUUAACAUGUGUAAUAAAUAUUUUAAAUUUUAGAAACAAAGAGUCAAUUUUUUAGGAAUUUUAAAUAAUAAAAUCAUGCAUUAAUGUAUUAGUUUACUCAUUAAACAUCUAAAACAACAACAAGAUUACUCAAAUAAUCUAAACUUAAAUUACCUAAUUUUGAUACUAGACUAUCUUUGACUCCUAAAUUAUAAAAUUCCCCUUUAAGUGAAUAAUCAUCACCAUAAUAACUUAAAAUGAAUUCCUUUGAUAAUACACUAAAUGCUGUAUAUUUAAAUCCAUAUUUGGGAUCUCCUAAAAAGUUUCUUUCCCCUCCUCGAAAUUUUGCUCCAAAAUUGCCUCCAAUUACUUAUAAAAUAAAAGAUGAAUAAUUAUCUUAAAGAAGAUCUUUAAUGCGUAAACGUGAUUGA
Molecule: messenger RNA, 848 nt
Organism: Paramecium pentaurelia
Lineage: Eukaryota; Ciliophora; Oligohymenophorea; Peniculida; Parameciidae
Source: the annotation of a GenBank genome assembly